GAUGGAUGAAUGAAUGGUAUUGGAAGAAUCAAAAGGUAAAGUUGUACUUCCAUUUUCCAUCUCCUCAAACCCUCCAAACGCUAUCUUCCCUCUGUUUCUUUCAUCAAAGCUUUCUUUGAUGCUUCCCACAAAUCUUGAUAAUCAUAAUAUUUUUGGGAAAUCAUAAAAAUUUCAUCUUUUUUUCAACCCAAUCCUUUUAGGGUUCUUGAUCACACAAUCUUUCCAGCAUUUUGUCUAUUCCCAUGGAGGUUCCAAAAAUGGCAGAGGGAAAGAAUGAGAGCCAUUUAACUUCACCUGCAGCUUUUGUGGAAGGAGGGAUUCAAGAAGCUUGUGAUGAUUCUUGUAGCAUUUGCCUUGAAGCUUUUUGUGAUAGCGAUCCGAAAACCGUCACUGGCUGCAAGCAUGAGUUCCAUCUUCAAUGCAUUCUUGAAUGGUGUCAAAGGAGCUCUAAUUGUCCUAUGUGUUGGCAAGCCAUUAGCUUGAAAGAUCCAUCAAGUCAAGAGUUAUUGGAGGCGGUUGAACAGGAGAGACGGGUCAGGUUCAACCCGACAAGAAAUUCAACGAUAUUUCAUCACCCGACACUCGGUGAUUUUGAACUACAACAUUUGCCGGUUGGUGUGAAUGCUAGCGAACUUGAGGACCGAAUCAUCCAACAUCUGGCUGCUGCAGCUGCUAUGGGGAGGACCCACCACCACAUGGGUCGAAGAGAGGGUUCGAGGAACCGAGGGUCAACGGGUCACGGCCGUCCACAGUUCUUGGUGUUUUCGGCUAACCCUAACGGACCGUCAGGAGCCACCGUGUCGGCUUCUGGUAGUCCGGUUCAAGAGCAAGCCGAACCUACUGCUGUUGACUCUGCUAGGGCAUCGGCCUUACUUACAGCUCGUGGAGGUGCCACAAUCCAACAUAUGACCUCAUCUGGAACGCCUAACGGGUCAAAUAGUCAACAUUUGACCUCCGUUAUUCAUAGAAGCUCGAGUAGCCUGUCUUCCCUGCCCGAUCAAGAUCGAGCAGGGCCAUCGGAAUCGCAAACGGUUUCAGAUACAUGGCGAUCAAGAUUCAGUGCUUUUUCCACAAGAUAUAAAGAAUCACUUUCGAAGAGUACGAGAGGGUGGAAAGAUAAACUUUUUAACAAAAGUCCGUCGAUGUCAAAUAUCGGUUCGGAAGCAAGAAGAGAAGUUAACGCUGGAGUUACUAAUAUGUCUAGCGUAAUUGAACGCCUUGACGUGAGAGAAACUGACGAACAAGAUCACCAUGAUGACGAUGAUUCUUCAUCGGGUAAUUUAGUUCAACAGGUUCCGGAUACUAGAGAAAAUGACCAUAAUCGUGUUGAGACGGCUGGUGUUAAUGUUUGACCAAUAAAAUCUUCUGCUGGCACUUGAGUUGCCACUAAAGAUUGUCUGAAACUUAUUUCCAGAUUACCUCACCUGGUGGAAACUUGUAAAACUUUACAUUCUGCAUGUAAAUCUUUUGGUAUUUUGAUUUGGAUUUGUAUUAUCGUUCGGAAUUUGAAAUCUUUUAUCGUUGUUAAAUCUCUAUGAACCGUACAACCAUUAGUUUUGUCGAGCUGUAUUUAGCAGUACAGCCUGACAAAACUUUUGUUUUGUUGAUGAAAAUUUUCUACUUGUCGAGAA
Messenger RNA from Helianthus annuus (common sunflower), 1631 nucleotides. RefSeq names its product E3 ubiquitin-protein ligase RHF2A. Gene Ontology annotation, molecular function: ubiquitin-protein transferase activity. The coding region runs from base 243 to 1352 and encodes 369 amino acids. NCBI's taxonomy places the organism in Eukaryota, Viridiplantae, Streptophyta, Magnoliopsida, Asterales, Asteraceae. The record is from RefSeq and is a predicted model, not a curated record. The transcript has 9 exons.